GUGACGGCUAAUGAUUCGAGCUCUAGGCUGGCAAAAGUAUUCAAAAACCUCGUCUUUGCUCACCAACAGGUCUAUAACAGCUCAUCGCAUGCAGUGGAGUCAUCUCUACAGAUGGAUUCAGAGGACUCGAGAACUCCACGCUUAUACUCGCAUCGUCCUAUCCUUACUCCCAUAACGCCAUCUAUCAUAGCAUCCUACCGUUCAACGCGCCUGCUGGCCUUGGGAACGGAUCCAUCGGCGUUCGGCUCAAACUACAAUCGCGAGGUCGUGUUCACCGACGAUAUCUGGACAGUGCGCCUCGAACCCUCCGAACGACGUUCUUGGAUCACUCUGCAAGGGGUAGUACAGCCUGAGGGCGACAGCGACUGGUUCGCAGGGGGAGAGGCAGGCGUGGCGACAAUGACCAUCCUUUCUCCAUGUGCAGCUGUCAAUCUCCCUCUAGCAUGGGACCAGUUUGAAAAAACCGGGCUCACGGCCGACUGGGAUAUAUUCAUUAUUCACGGCAUGUGGGUCGAUCCAGCGCAUCGAGGGCGUGAUGUUGCCGUGGAGCUUUUGAAGACAGGGAAGGAGUGGGCGCGCGGCUUUGAUAUUGAAAACUGGGUAGAGGGGGAGGAGAACCAGGUUUCGGGCAGUCUGGGCAGCUGCUCCAAGGAGAACGGAUGUGUACCGAAGAAGAGGAUGCUUGCGCUCAACGUUACGGAGGGGAAUGCUGCUGCGCACGCAUUCUACCGCAAGGUUGGAUUUGUAGAUGCACCAAAUGUCCCCACUCCCGCAGGUCAGUCUUGCAUGGUCAUGGAGAUUGGAUGA
Coniophora puteana RWD-64-598 SS2 is the source of this 807-nucleotide messenger RNA. RefSeq lists its product as uncharacterized. NCBI's taxonomy places the organism in Eukaryota, Fungi, Basidiomycota, Agaricomycetes, Boletales, Coniophoraceae. The transcript has a single exon. The record is from RefSeq and is a predicted model, not a curated record. Gene Ontology annotation, molecular function: acyltransferase activity, transferring groups other than amino-acyl groups. The coding region runs from base 112 to 807 and encodes 231 amino acids.